Tribolium castaneum (red flour beetle) is the source of this 4686-nucleotide messenger RNA. RefSeq lists its product as uncharacterized. The transcript has 11 exons. The coding region runs from base 630 to 2351 and encodes 573 amino acids. Gene Ontology annotation, biological process: enzyme-directed rRNA pseudouridine synthesis. The record is from RefSeq and is a predicted model, not a curated record. Lineage: Eukaryota; Metazoa; Arthropoda; Insecta; Coleoptera; Tenebrionidae. Gene Ontology annotation, molecular function: pseudouridine synthase activity; RNA binding.
AGCUCUCAUUCACAGCAGUUGCUCCUCGGCCCUCGCAGGAAUUAGACGCGCGGACGGUAGUCGAAAACACACGCGCUGAACGAACACCUGUCAUGAUUUUGCAUCAUUCGCUCAAACAACACUCUUAGACUCAAAUUAUUCAUUGAUUGGUCUAUGUUUGAGUGCUUUCUGUUGGCCAACUUGUUGGCUAAUCGCUCCUGCUCGGGAUACUGUCAACACACUCCUGUUUCUUUACCUGCAGGACAGGAUAAACGUUUGUUUAACAGGAGCCCGCAACAAACUCGCACGAAAUUUAGUCCGGGAAUAUAAACAACGCACGUCGGAAACAAUGAAUAGCCAGUUAUUAUAGAGACAGUGAUACCGCCUCUUUUUCUGUUCGUUAGAGCCACGGUACCCGAAAUAGCACCGCACUCUUCAUUAAUAUUAAUCAAACCUUUUCCGAUUGGGUUUGGCAAGAAUAGUAGUGCGCGCAUCUAGCCGUCGUUUCAUCUUAGCUUGUUCAAAAGCAGCAUGUUUCCGCGACCUACGAAGGCACAUUGUGUUGUUUGAGGAAAGCCAAACUCAGUAUAAAGAAACAGCGAGGUUUUUAACGGUGUGAAGUGUGAAUACUUUUCUUUAUCGAUCAAACUAUGCAGCACCACCCCGGGUCCUGGUACCUACCCUGGGGAGUUCCCCUGCAGAAGAUGGUGGCUGUGCCUAUACAUCCAGCUGGGCCUUUACAUUUGCAGCCCCCUGCCAUGCAUGUGCAGCCCAUGCUGACUGGCCUCCCGGCGCCGCUUGCCACACUGAGGACCUUCGUUACUCAGCCCGCCAUGAGGCAGCCGCAAAGAAAGAUAUGCGGAGGUGAAAAGGACAAGGGCAAAUUGACAGGAACAGAAAAGAGAAAAGCAGACGACGGCGAACCCAACAAAGAUCUUAAAAAGGCGAAACUGGAAACCAAAGCUCUGAAAGCCAAACGACCGGGCUUCACGGAUGAUCGCUACAACGAAACGUCUUACUACAUCGAAAACGGGCUGCGGAAAGUAUAUCCUUACUAUUUCACUUUCACAACAUUCACUAAAGGGAGGUGGGUCGGCGAGCGGAUCUUGGACGUAUUUGCUCGAGAAUUUCGAGCGCAUCCCGCCGAAGAGUACGAAAGGUGCAUCCAAGCAGGAACUCUAACUGUAAAUUAUGACAAGGUCCCUAUAGACUACAAGCUAAAACAUAAUGACCUUCUGGCCAACGUAGUCCACAGACAUGAAGUGCCCGUCACUAGCCAACCCAUCACCAUUGUACACAUGGAUGAGGACAUUGUGGUGGUCAACAAACCUGCCUCAAUCCCUGUCCAUCCUUGUGGUAGAUAUCGACACAACACCGUAGUUUUUAUACUUGCCAAAGAAUAUAACUUGAAGAAUUUAAGGACAAUACAUAGACUGGAUCGAUUAACAAGUGGUCUGUUACUUUUUGGCAGAUCUCCAAAGAAAGCUAGACAAAUGGAACACCAAAUACGGAACAGACUGGUGCAGAAAGAAUACGUCUGUAGAGUGGAAGGCGAGUUCCCAGACGAAAUAAUAGAAUGUAAAGAACCUAUUGAAGUCGUUAGCUACAAAAUAGGCGUCUGUAAGGUCUCUCCUAAAGGAAAAGACUGCAACACCAUUUUUCAAAAAUUAGGUUUUAACGGAAAAACUAGCAUUGUUCUGUGUAAACCCAAGACCGGACGAAUGCACCAAAUCAGGGUACACUUACAGUAUUUAGGAUAUCCCGUCGUGAACGACCCGUUGUACAACCACGAAGUCUUCGGCCCAGUGAAGGGCAAAGGAGGAGACUUGGGGGGGAAAACGGACGAAGAAUUAGUACGUGACCUUAUCCACAUUCAUAAUGCAGAGAAUUGGUUAGGAAUGGACGGAGAUAGCGAAUUAUCUAUGUUCAAUCCCAGAAAGGGAGAUCUGGACGACUCCUUGGUGGGACCUCUUGUGCCUAAAGAUCGAGUUUUAGGAGACGACGACGCAGACCCAGUGUCGAGAGAACCAUCACCGUGUGAUGAAUCCUGUGACAACAACACUUCGAUUUCUUGCGAAUCUUUACCGCAUCCUUUAGCCGUAUCGUCACUCACCACAAGCCGAAACGUCGACGCAAAAGUCACUGUCGCAACGCAAACGGGCCACGAAGCGCCAGACUUUAGCUUUAAUCCCGACAAAAUGACAGUGGACAAGCACUGUUACGAAUGCAAGGUCCGGUAUCGGGACCCCAAACCACAAGAUUUAGUUAUGUAUUUGCACGCUUGGAAAUACAGGGGCCCCGGCUGGGAAUUCGAGACGGAGCUCCCGGACUGGGCGAGAGUAGACUGGGUAGAUCCAGACAUAUCCGAGUGAUGACUACUGCGAAACUUCUUUCCCUAAUAUAAGGCAUCUCUUAUCCACUCUGUCUUUCCAUGCUCUUAGAUUAUUGUUGUAGGGUCAAGCAGCCCAAGCAAAGGCAGGGUCCAAAAAACAAUCAUUUCGUUAGAUUGCGUUGAAUAUAGGUUAAAUAAAUGAAUUAGUUGAAUUGAAGGGUAAAGUUGAUUAAGUUUUAGAGAGUUUUAGGCAUGUUACGUUGCUUAAAUUCAACCACAACUUUGUGGGUAUUUCAGUGCUAUCUUGAGCGGUUUUUAAGGUCGGCGUCUAGUACUCAUUGUAUAAUGAAAAUUGCAAUCAAAUAUUUUUAUAUAAGAAUAUCGUGUCUAAAGGAGUCACUUGAAACUCUAUUGUAGUCGUUACAAUAAGUGCCAUGAUUUGUAUAAAUAUCUGCGGAUUGUUGCACCAGCAGAUUUUCAUUUCUUCUCAUCAAUAAAAGUACUGGAAUACAUAUUGUGCCUUGAAAGUGUGUUGUGAAAUCAUUUGCAGAUUCUCUAUCGAAAAUAUCCCGACUCUCAUAUCAGCUUCGGACCCUUGCUUAGUCAAUUUUAACUUACUUAUUGUUAUUAGCGUUAUUACUUUCGAAGCACUGACAGGGAUUGUUAUGUGACCUUUGUAGACAGGUAGGCCCCCAAAUAUUUUCCUUUCUUAUUUUAGCCGCUUUAGAAUUAAUUAGAAUUAGUUAAAGAACUGCAACAAUCUAUUCAGGUUAAUUAUCACAGGACAUCGUUUUAUUUUUUUUUUUAUUAAUAAAGUUAUCAAUUUUAGUGAUAUUACAAUAAGUUGAAAAUAACUUAACAGAAGUUUUGGAGAAGGUGAAAAUAGGCCUAGAGAAUUAUUUUCAAAUCGAUCACAAUUUUUUUUAAACAACAAAGUCGGCAUACAUAAAGAACACUACCUCAUUUUUCUAGAGCGGCGAUUUACGUGUUUAAUUCCGAAAAUUUUUUGGUGUCCUUUUAAAUAGUUUCAUUCCUUUUACAUGGGAUGUUAUUUAUUGAAUUCCAAGUUAAAGUUAACAAUUAAUGAAGUCAGUGCUUUAUUAUCGGAUAAUUUCAAAUAAAGACACUUUACAAACAUUCACUGUAUACAUCACAUGACAUCACAGCUUCCUUCAACAAUAGAGGAAGUUUUCCUCCACCUAGCUGGGCGCCAUCUGCUGAAAACUUCUCUUGUUCAGGCGGAUAAAGGGCAGAACUAAUGCCGGGUGAAGGGAAACUUCCUUCAUUGAUCGGGAAAGUUGUGCGUACACCUCUAAAAAAUAAGUUUGUUUGUAAACGGUCAGUUUUUCUAAAAAUAUACCAAGCACCUAUUUUAGUUUCUAAAUCAAUUAUACAAAAUUUUUGGCAUUACGAAAAGUAUUUUUGUAUGACGUAUAAACGGCAAAAACGGAUAUGUUUUUAGCAAAAACUACCGGUAACGUAAUUAAUCUUUGUGAUGUUACGACAAUUAUAGGGACCUAUUCUACAAUAGCAUAAGUUUUUAUUAUCGUCACUAGCGUGUAUGACAUAAAGAAAACAGAUCAUUCUGCUCUCGCAUAUAACCAUACAUUUGAUUACGCUUUUAAAUAUGCAAAAUUCGUUUCUCGUCAUAUUUAUAUUUUCGUAGAGCAAUUAAGUGCACUAACUGAAAAGCGAGCUAGAGACGCAUGGUUGAUUUACAUUAUUAAUUACAAAAUUUUAACUGUUUGACGCAUAUCUCUUAGCCAAUUCACGAAUGGAUUUUAAAAUAAUACAAUCCCGAAAUGAGCUUAUAACAUUAUUCAAGUAUUUAUAGCUUUUAUAAUUUUUUAAAAAGUACAAUAAAAUUAAAUCCUACAAGAUUUAUGUGCAAGCUUUGCGCUUCCAAUUGUAUAAGUAAAUAGCCUAUAGUUUGAACAUAAGAUCAAAACGUGAAAAUAUUCAAGAUAAAUAUUUUGGUAUAUAAACGCCACGCCGUGCAACUAUUAUUUUUCAUGGUUUGUUUUCUUUCGCUGAUUUCUUGCAUAUUAUAUACAUAUUUUCGUAAAAGACAGUAUUGUGUUAUAUAUUGUUAUAUUUUCCUUUAUUGUUAAAGUUACCAUUCACAGCAUUUUUCAUCUGUUCUAUUAUGUAAUUAUAGGGUUGUAUUUUUAGUCAUAUUUUAUUGUGAAUGGAACAUUAUACAUAUACGAUACAGACGUUGUAGCGUUGCUACAGUAUUGUUAUAUCUUUUUUUUUUUCAUAGCUUGUUGUAAUCUGUGAUGAUUAUUGUUUAUACAGCUAUGACAGGUUAUUUUGAAGUGUAGAAACUAUGUAAGCAUUGUAGACAGUGUGUAAUAAAACAAUUUUAAAAUUAA